GCACGUACACGAGUUACAGGCGCGCUAACAGGACGUACUUGCCCAUUCUGUUUGUAUUUCUCAUCGCACAAUGAAAUAAUAGAAUACGAAACGAAUAAAUCGCUGGUUACUUACUUGGGUACGUAGACGCCGACAAAAUAUUUACAAAAAAUUAGUCGACUGGCUUUUUUUAAAUAAAAUAUUUUUACGCAUAUAAACACGUCUUGACGUUCAAUCUGUACGGUUAUACCUACAAUAAUUCUUCGAAGACGUUAUUAUUAACCAGGCACGGAACACAGUAAUUGAAUAAAUAAAAUCAUUUUUGUUUGAUUGUUUGAAAACGAAUUAUCAUUUAUCAAUAAUCACAUCAAAUUACAUUAUUUUCGAACCAUUGGUUUACCACGGAUUUAUUUUUUUUUUUAAAUUGGCACCAAUUGGUAUUUAACCUCGAAUAGUAAUCACGUGCUUAAAAUGUUGAUAACCACUAUCUCAUAUCUACUAUUUUCAUAUCAAUAAUAUUAUCGCAAACGAUUUUCAAAAUACACAAUAUUAAUAUUAGUGGUAAAUGUGAACGAUCUUAUUUAAACGAUCUUACAGCGUAAAGUUAAUCUUGAUUUGUUUCUUUAUGUAUUUAAUUGUUAACAGUCCCCUGUAGUCAUGGAAGACUGGAAAUGUAUGAACAUUCGGACUGAAAUACUCAACGCUCUCAAGUUGAAAAAUUUCACUAAACCCACAAAAAUUCAAUCAGAGUCAAUUCCUCCUGCCAUUGAAGAUCAAAGGGACAUACUCGGAGCUGCUGAAACUGGUAGUGGUAAGACAUUGGCGUUUGCAAUACCUAUUCUAAACGGCAUACUCAAUGCUAGAUCUAAUGAAUCAAUUUCUGAAGAAUCUGACAUGGAAACAGAGUCAGACUCUGAGUUGGGUUCAGAUAAUGAGAAUGAACCAGAAGUUUUAGAAGAACUUGACGAAAAUGGAUUAGGUUGUGUAAGUGUGGUCAAUUUGCCGCCUGAUGGUUUUGUGAAACCAAAGAACAAAUUAUGGGCAAUUAUACUUGUACCUACUCGUGAAUUGGCUAUGCAAGUUAAAAAUCAUAUCGAUGAUGUGGCCAAAUAUACAGGAAUUAAUAUUGCAGCUAUUGUCGGUGGAUUAUCAAGUGAAAAACAAGAAAGACUACUGAGAAAAGGUCCAGAAAUAGUUGUUGCUACUCCAGGACGUCUUUGGGAAUUAAUACAGAGAAACGAACCGCACUUAAUGCAGUUGAAUAAAGUAAAGUAUUUUGUUAUAGAUGAAGCUGAUCGUAUGGUCGAGACUGCACAUUUUCCUGAAUUACAUCUUAUGUUGGAGAAAAUUAACUUGAAGCGAAAUAACAAACGUCAAAAUUUUGUAUUUUCUGCUACAUUAACUAUGGUUCAUAAAGCUCCAUACAGGGUGAAUAUUAAGAAAAAAAAACAUAUUAAAAAAAAUCUUUCACCAGAAGAUAAAUUGAAAAGUUUAAUACAACUUAUCGGUAUGAAGAAUCCACAUGUUGUAAACUUGACGACUGCAAAUUGUGUUACUAGUACAGUAAAAGAAAUGCAAAUAUUUUGCUCUGUCAAAGAAAAAGACGCAUAUUUGUUUUAUUUUUUGAAACGUAAUCCUGGAAGAAGUCUAGUAUUUUGCAACAGUAUAAGUUGUGUAAAAAGACUCGCAAGUAUCUUAAAUAUUCUUAAAUUAACUCCAUUACCUAUUCAUUCGAAUAUGAUUCAGAAGCAGAGGCUUAAGAAUUUAGAUAAAUUCAGAGCUAAUGAUCGUGGCUUAUUGCUUGCAACUGACGUAGCAUCAAGAGGUCUUGACAUUGUUGGUGUUAAUCAUGUAGUACAUUAUGAUGUCCCGAGAACAGCUGAAAUUUAUGUACACCGCAGUGGCCGUACGGCUAGAGCAUCAAAUAUCGGUUUGUCACUGUUAAUUUGUACUCCAGACAAAAAAAAUGUUUACCUAAAUGUAUUGAGAACUAUGAAAAGAGAAAAAGAAUUACCACGGCUUGAGAUAGAGCUACGAUUAAUCCGAACGUAUCAUGUCGUUGUAAAACUCGCCCAGGAGAUAGCUAUGUUAGAAGAAAAGUCAAAGAAAGAGACAGCCUCUACAAAUUGGUUUAGCAAAGCUGCUGAAGAAAUGGAAAUAUUAUUGGAUGAAGACGAAUUGCCAAGAGGAAUGGGUAAAGGUGAUCUUCAAAAACAUAACAAAUUGGUUAACUCUAAACGCAAACAAUUGGAUUUGUUUUUAGCUACAACAAAAUGAUUAUUUACUGGUGUUUGUUUUAUUUCAUAUGAAUAUUUUCAAAAAUAAAUGUAUUGACACUGAUGUGUCAAUGAUUAAAUAUUCAAUUAAAUUUUAUUAAAAUCAUGAUAACCCAGUCUAACUAUCAUAAUUUUGGAUUAAAUUUAAG
This is a messenger RNA of Cinara cedri, 2404 nucleotides long. The record is from the annotation of a GenBank genome assembly. Lineage: Eukaryota; Metazoa; Arthropoda; Insecta; Hemiptera; Aphididae.